UAUAAAUAUCACAAAAACAGAGAAAAGUUGCUUUAUAUCACCUGCUGAUGUAUUUUAGUCUUUACUUUGUUCUGGAGCUGCUCUCAAUGAAUCACCAAAAAUUUCAUUUCAAGUGACAUUUUAUUGCACUGGAACUAAUGAAAGUAUGAACGACCUGGUUAUGCAAUUCUGUGCAAUGUUUGUCAGUAUCAUUUCCUCAUGUUGUAUCAAGACUAGAAGCUCUAUAAAUAUCUAGUGAUUCUGCAGUGAAGGCUACAUUGUAGCCUUGUAGAAGAAUCAUCCGUCCACUUUGCUGGCUAAGAACACGGAUCACUCUUCAUCAGUUUGCCUUCAGCUUGCCCCAUCACUUCAUCUCCAUCAUGAAGUUGUUGGCUGUGUUCCUGAUGGUUUUCUCCAUGAUGGCUCUGACCAUCAUGGUGACUGAUGGUCAGAGUGGUUCCGAGAACCAUUAUUGCAGUCCACUUUUGUCACAUUUUUGGGAGCCCUGUCCGCAUGGUUGGAGGAAAAUCACCCCUCACUGCUUUCGCUAUGUUAGCACACGCACUUGGGCUGAUGCUGAGAAAAACUGUCGGUCCAUGGGAGGAAACCUUGCAUCAAUUUAUAGCAUGUACUACUACAGCGAGGUUCAGAGACUGAUACGUGACAAAACUGGUAGAGCUGAUCCAGCAUGGCUGGGAGGCUCUGAUACACAGCAGGAGGGAACCUGGUGGUGCGAUGAAUUUCCUGUGAGCUUCACAUUCUGGUGUCGAGGAGAGCCUAAUAAUCUUGGACGCAACCAGCACUGUAUGCAGAUGAACAUGUCAGUUGAAAAAUGCUGGGAUGACGUGGAGUGUAAUCGCAAGCUGCCUUCUGUCUGCUUCAAGAAACGUGUGGAAGGAAUGAGUGAUCGCAGAAACCCCAGUUCAGUUUGCCUUCAGCUUGCCCCAUCACUUGAUCUCCAUCAUGAAGUUGUCGGCUGUGUUCCUGAUGGUUUUCUCCAUGAUGGCUUUUACCAGUGGUUUCAGGAGGGAUCCUGGUGGUGGAGCGAUGAAUUUCCUGUGACGUUCACAUACUGGUGUCAAGGAGAGCCUAAUAAUGGUGGAUUCAACCAGCACUGUAUGCAGAGGAACAUGUCAGCUGAAAAAUGCUGGGAUGACCUGGAGCGUCAUUACAAGCUGCCUUCUGUCUGCAUCAAGAAAAGCAGACUGUGAAGUUACUAAAAAGGCCUGAUGUGUUGAACAGAACCAGUGGAGGAUCAGAGCU
Poeciliopsis prolifica (blackstripe livebearer) is the source of this 1242-nucleotide messenger RNA. RefSeq names its product type-2 ice-structuring protein-like. The record is from RefSeq and is a predicted model, not a curated record. Lineage: Eukaryota; Metazoa; Chordata; Actinopteri; Cyprinodontiformes; Poeciliidae. Gene Ontology annotation, molecular function: signaling receptor activity.